UCAUAAACCAAACAUCACAAUUCGUAUGCCCCUCUUAUUUACUUAACGUACGCUGCUUUCAAUUAAUUAAACAGGAAACCCCCACCAGGACCGGGAGAGGAGGAGACAAGCCUUUUUUGCGUAGUAUGCUUUUGGCUAGCUCAUCGAUAGAGCUAAUCAGUCACUGUGCAGUGCAGAGCUUGCCUUAUUUAUCCCCGGUGACUAGAGUUCACUUGCACUUCCUCCUUCCACAUGCACCUUCCGCUGGCCGGUCUCUCCCUUAGUUGAUAGGUAGCCAUGGAUGGCCGGACCCCAGAUGGGAAGAAGGAUGACCCGGAGGCUGCGGAGCCGGCCGUCCGCUCCCGGUGGACGCCGAAGCCCGAGCAGAUCCUGAUACUCGAGUCCAUUUUCAACAGCGGCAUGGUCAACCCGCCCAAGGAGGAGACGGCCAGGAUCCGCCGCCUUCUGGAGAAGUUCGGCGCCGUGGGCGACGCCAACGUCUUCUACUGGUUCCAGAACCGGCGGUCGCGGUCUCGCCGCCGACAGCGGCAGCUGCAGGCCGGCCUCGCUGCGGCGGUUGGGACGAGCCCGCAGGAUCAGCUUUUGUUCUCCUCCUCCUCCUCGAUCUCCAGCGCGUCGUCGGCGAAUGAUAUCUUUGCGUCGUCCUCUUCCAGUGGCUUCUUUCCUUAUGCACCUUCUUCUUCUUCUUUGCCGUCGUCGUCGUCGUCAUCUUCUUCGUAUUGCUAUGUGGGUGAUGAAAGAGGAGAUGAUCUUUUCUCGAUCUCUAGCCACAUGGGAUUCCCUCAGAGGAGAGACCAGGAUAUGAAUCCUUUUGAGUGCUCUUCUCACGCCGCACCUCAGUUGCUAUAUCAACCUUCCGGAACAAUCACAGUGUUCGUUAAUGGAAUCCUCUCAGAGGUGCCGAGGGGGUCGUUCAACAUGAGAUCCAUGUUUGGUUAUAAUGUGAUGCUUGUCCAAUCCUCUGGAGAAGUUGUUCCAGUAGACGAGUAUGGUUUCCUAAUGCAGAGCUUGGAGAUGGGUGAAAGUUACUUCUUGGUUUGUUCAUCCACUUAAUUACUACAAGCUGCAUGAUGAGUUAAAGAUGUGCUGACUAGCUAAGAGAGCCAAUAGCAUGUUCACUACUUGCACGAUCACUUGAAAGCAGAGACAGCUGAAGAUUAUAUAGAAUAUAUAUAUAUCUGCAUUAUGUUUAUCAUAUGGUUGAAGCUUUUUAAAUAUUUGCAUGGGCACCAGCAAACAAACUUAAUUUGAGAGUUUGAUCAGUAGGCCUAGCUGAAUGCUGUCAUUUCAUGUUCAAAUUAGAUAUUCUAUAUUGUUGUAAUCCUGCACUAAUAUUGUUCUUAUAAUUAAGUGGUUGUUGUCAUAA
Zingiber officinale is the source of this 1366-nucleotide messenger RNA. RefSeq names its product WUSCHEL-related homeobox 11-like. Gene Ontology annotation, molecular function: DNA binding; DNA-binding transcription factor activity. The coding region runs from base 277 to 1053 and encodes 258 amino acids. Lineage: Eukaryota; Viridiplantae; Streptophyta; Magnoliopsida; Zingiberales; Zingiberaceae. The record is from RefSeq and is a predicted model, not a curated record. Gene Ontology annotation, biological process: adventitious root development. The transcript has 3 exons.